Messenger RNA from Penicillium malachiteum, 2679 nucleotides. It is a transcript of the gene set2, whose product is annotated as SET and WW domain protein. Gene Ontology annotation, cellular component: chromosome; chromatin; nucleus. Gene Ontology annotation, molecular function: protein binding; histone H3K36 methyltransferase activity. Gene Ontology annotation, biological process: regulation of DNA-templated transcription. The record is from RefSeq and is a predicted model, not a curated record. The transcript has 5 exons. Bases 1 to 2679 code for a protein of 892 amino acids. NCBI's taxonomy places the organism in Eukaryota, Fungi, Ascomycota, Eurotiomycetes, Eurotiales, Aspergillaceae.
AUGUCUGCCCAUGACACGGACUCCAAUCUCGAGGCAGCAAUCAUGGAUUCGCCCAACGGGUCCGACGCCCUCAAGAAUGGCCACUCCACGCGCUCGUCCCGGUCGCCUUUGCCUCGUCAGACGUCAACUCCAAUCUCAGAACUGAAAGGGAAGAAUGAACCCGCUGAAGAUAAACUCGCCGGUGAUAUCAUUGUCAAGCAGGAACCCGGUCAACCGCCAAAAUUAUCCCGCAGUGCUUCUCAGAAAGUCGCGCGGAAGCCACCGCAGCUGUUCUCACAUUUGCCCGAUAGCACGGAAGAUGCGUUGAAGGAAUUCGAUCAAAUUGAUUCUUGCUGGUAUGCGAACAAAUACAUGGGAUACACCGAACAUGCUAUGGAAUGUGAUUGUGCCGAGGAGUGGGCCGAUGUCGGCAAGAACUUGGCGUGCGGUGAAGACUCCGACUGUAUCAACCGAGCAACGAAGAUCGAGUGCGUGGGGGACUGCGGUUGUGGAGCCGACUGCCAAAACCAACGAUUCCAAAAGAAACAAUAUGCACAGGUGGCGGUUAUUAAGACCGAAAAAAAGGGCUAUGGCCUCCGGGCGGAAAUCAACCUCGAACCGCACCAGUUGAUCUACGAGUAUGUUGGAGAGGUGGUGGGCGAGGCGCAAUUCCAAAAACGCCGACGAGACUAUGAUGCCCAGAAAAUCAAGCAUUUCUAUUUCAUGUCGCUGAACAAGGGAGAAUUCGUGGAUGCGACCAAACGAGGCAAUCUGGGCCGAUUCUGCAAUCACUCAUGCAAUCCCAACUGCUAUGUGGAUAAAUGGGUGGUUGGUGAGAAGAUGCGCAUGGGCAUCUUUGCGGAACGUGCGGUGCAGGCUGGUGAAGAGUUGGUUUUCAACUACAAUGUUGACCGGUACGGUGCUGAUCCCCAAGUUUGCUACUGCGGUGAGCCCAACUGUACGGGUUUCAUUGGUGGUCGUACCCAGACCGAGCGCGCCACCAAGCUCUCGAAUGUGACCAUCGAAGCACUCGGAAUUGAUGAUGCAGAGGCUUGGGAUACGGUUGUCGCCCGUCGUCCGAAGAAGAAGAAGACUGAGGAAGAUGACGAAGAAUACGUGGACAGCGUGAAGCCUAAGUCUCUGGAUGAGGACGGUGUGACCAAGGUCAUGGCAGCCUUGAUGCAGUGCCAGGAGAAGUGGAUUGCCGUCAAGCUGCUGGGCCGUAUUCAGCACUGCGAGGAUGAACGACUAGCCAUGUGGAAGGAAGACCACAACGUGCUUCUGCAAAUCCUGGAUAUCCUAGACAAGUUCCCUCGACUCACCCGCAACAAGAUCAUCGACUCAAAGAUCGAGGACAACAUCCGACCUCUGACCACAACCGAAGACGAGCGCGUAGCCAAGAAGGCGGCCACGCUGUUGGCAAGCUGGGCCAACUUGGAGGUUGGAUACCGCAUUCCACGCAUGAAGCGCGGCGAGCAAGCCAAACAAGCCGUCAACCAAUUCGAGCGCCGCGAAUCAGGCCGCGAGCAGCAGCGCCAGCGCUCAAUUUCUCCGCUAGCCAGCCCCCACGACAGUCACAAACAACAGAACCAACCCAAGAACCGACGCGGUGAACCCCAUCACCAGCGAGAUUUGCUUCACAAUCGUCCUCGACAGAACCGCCGGAAUAACCGCCAGCAACAGCAGCAACCGCAAAAGCCACCAUCUCAGCCGCUUCCUGAUGGAUGGUACUCGGCCACAGAUCCCACUGGGCAGGUUUACUAUUACUCUGCGGCCAACGAAGUGCAAUGGAACCGACCAACCACUGCGGUGACGUGUCCAGUGCCAGCGAACGUGAACAAGACAAACACCUUACUGCAGAACAUCAUCGAUGGAAUUAUUAAUUCCCAAGAGAAGACGCCCUCGGAGCGAAAGAGUGAAACCCCCAGCACACCUCAACAGCCAUUGGAUCAACCAGAGAAGAAAAAGCGAGAGGAUGAUUGGUGGAAGAAGCUGGAUGAGAAUAAGCAGAGAAAGGUUUACGAGAAUACGCUUCACCCUCAUAUCAAAUCCGUCGUUGAUCAAUACAAGAACAAGAUCCCGAAGGAGGAUCUGAAGCGGUUUGCCAAAGAGACAGCCAAAAAGCUCGUCGACGGCGACUACAAACGGGGCCGCGUAACAGAUCCCACCCAGAUCAACGAGAAGCACCAGCGUACCGUGAAGACAUUCUGCAAAUCCUUCUUCGACAAAGCCGCCAAGAAGCACAAGGAGCGCUUGAAAUCAAAAGCCGAGAAGCAGCAUCAAGAAGCCACAGACGAGCACGACGACACAAAGAUGUCGGAUGACGAGCCCGAGCCAUCCGCAGGAACAGGAACAGGCACAGCCACCUCACCCAUGGACGAUGAUGUGUCUGUUUCUCUGAAGCGCAAGCGCGACGGUGAAGGUGACUUGAUAAAUCCAGAUCAAGAUCAAGCUACACCGGGUGGUAGUUCACCCAAACGACAGAAAUCCACACCUCCACCUCCACCGCCUCCACCACCUGCCAUUGAUUCUGAUCAUAGCAUGGCAGAGUCGAAUUCACCUCCCAAGGAAUCCGAAUCGCCCGUUGAUUCGAAGAAAGAAAAUGAGAACACCAACAAAUCCGAACCCGAAGGACUUGGGUAUCAACCAGAUGCGGAGAUGAAAGGACUUCCACAUAUGCAAUUGCAAAGCCAUGUCUAG